Molecule: messenger RNA, 1338 nt
Organism: Fonsecaea multimorphosa CBS 102226
Lineage: Eukaryota; Fungi; Ascomycota; Eurotiomycetes; Chaetothyriales; Herpotrichiellaceae
Exons: 1
Coding region: 1-1338 (445 amino acids)
Biological process (GO): peroxisome organization
Cellular component (GO): peroxisomal membrane
Source: RefSeq, a predicted model, not a curated record
AUGGCCUCCUCAGCGACGGCGGCGGUACGCCGAACCGUCCACGCGACCAUGCACUCCCUGUCCAGCGCAUCCGCCGACUUGACCAAAGCAGCCAUAAACCUUCCCUCUACCUAUUCCAACUAUGUCACAUCAAACUCCUCCUCAGUCUCUACCAUUGAGAGCAGCCUGCGGUCCUUGACCUAUCUCCUUCCGGGCGCCCGGUUCCACGACACUGAACUCGCCUCGGAAUCAGUGCAUACUUUUGUUCAACUCUUGUCCAUUUAUCAUGAUCAUCUCCUUAAGAAGAGCGCCGCGUCGCUGGCGCUCACUCCUUCUGUUCUCAAAGUAAAAAAUGCCAAACUUCAGAGGCCGAAGCAAUCUCUCCAUGCUCGAUACACCACAUUCUGGACGUCGUCCUCGUCCCUCUAUAAUAAAAUCGCUACGGUCUUGAAGAUCGCGCAAUACACCGAACUGUUAUGGGAAAUGAUCGCUAGACGCCAAGGUGGUGAGAAGGCCAAGUGGCGCGUGGUGGUGCUGCUGGAGUCUUUCAAGGCCAUCUGUCGCUUGCUGUUGAUGCGCAUCACCCAUCUACGCCCAACGGUCACACCGCCUAUGCCGCUGAGAGAAGACUUUGCCCCGGUUGAACCGGAAGAACAAGAUGAAGAGCUUGACAUGGACGAACUGAAGUCGGACAAUUUCGACGUUAAAAAUGCUUUGGGCGAUGCCGGCGUCCCUACGCCACCACUCUCCGACUCUGGGAAGCAUCGCCCAUCCUCCUUGUCCAUCACCGAACCAUAUAGCAUGCCUCGCACGGGGUUUACCCUUCCUACUCUACCCUCCGCUGACACUGUCUCCGCCUAUCUUCUUAAUCAUGUACUCACAGCCGACGACGUCAAGCCCGCCAAACAAUUGCUCCAUCAACUGACCACUUUGCGAGGCCAGGCUGCCGAGAUCAUGUACAUCCUACGGCCUUUGGUCUACGCGCUGCUUAUGCAACGAGUCGCUCGUACCUACGGCUACGAAGGUAACAAGUGGAAACGCAACUGGACACCAUGGCUUGUGGGAAUCUCAAUUGAAUACUUUUCCCGCCAACUGGCAAAGAAAGACCUGGCGGCAAGAGUUCCAGGCGGGGCGCGAUCCGGUCUCUCCGCAUUGGAGCGUGACGAGUUGAAGAAGCGUGGCUGGCAACUCGCAUGGUGGGGCAUGCGAGGCGCCUUUUACGAGAACAUCACGAAAGUCUGGGUACAUGGUGCUGCGGCUUCGUUGAAGGGCAAACCCGUUCUCGACCUGGUUGGAGGAAUAAUCGAGGAAUAUGAGUUCCUAUGGAGCAAUUACUAUUUCAGCACGUCGACAAUGUGA